Messenger RNA from Nothobranchius furzeri (turquoise killifish), 5081 nucleotides. Lineage: Eukaryota; Metazoa; Chordata; Actinopteri; Cyprinodontiformes; Nothobranchiidae. The record is from RefSeq and is a predicted model, not a curated record.
AAAGAUGCAGGAGACUGGCCCUCGAGGACUGGAGUUAGACAAAUACUUUUAAACACAAUUUGAACCAUCAAUCUGAGUGUCGUUGCUGUUUUCGCCCUCCAGUCCAGUAGGUGGCGGUUGUUUGCCUGUAACGUCAACGAGGAAAAGCAGAAUAAGAACACUUCCGGUGAAGAAAUUAGCAAAGUUAGCUUAAUGUUUUUUAAUGUACGAGGUUUGAGAAUCUGCAGUAACAAUGUCCCCGGGCCAGUCACUGAGAGAGUUUAUCAGCAAGCGGCUAUCUACUGCUGCGGAAGAAAUAUUAUCAGAGUUUGUAAAAACCAUCGUCCGCUACGAGGAAGAGAUCGAUCGUCACCGCAGACUGUUGGAUAUCAGCUGGAAACCACAGAUCAGCUUACACAGAAUAGAACUCCCACUGCCAGCGCCUUAUGUCAGGAAAGAUGAAGAUGCUCUAACUCACCAGCUCUGGAACCAGGAGACAUCCUCCAGUUUGAACCAGAAAUGUCCAGAAUCUUUACUGAUUAAAGCAGAGCAGGAUGAGGCAGAUCCAUUACAGAUUCUAGAACAAGAGGAGCUCUGCAUCAGUCGGGAUGAAGAGCAGUUUGUGCUGAAGCAGGAAACGGCUACCCCCCUCGUGACUCCUACUGAUGAGGAAAGAAACCACAGCGAACCAGAACCAAACAGAAACCAGCUCCUUUUCUUAACGUUUCCUGGGGCUGAGAUCCAACAACAGAAAGAAAACAGAAAUGAAAAGGUGGAGCAAAGUCAGGGAAGUCCACAAACCAGAGAUCACAGAGAAGAUGUAGACCGUUCAGAACUACAGAGGCGCAGAAAAACUCACUCAGACAUGUAGAAAAGUACAAAGAGAAACAACAACCAGAGUGGAAGCAACAACAACGUAGCCACGUUUCACCUAAUGAAAUUAUAGAAAUGACUAAUAAAAUGUGUGAAAAUCGGCCAUACAUAUUCCUCCCACCUCUCCCAGUCUAACAAAUACAUCCGUCUUUAGGUUAUGUUUUCCAUCUCAAACGUUUUCCUGGUCGCCUCAUAACAUUCCUCAGUAGUCGGUUCACUUUGGACCAUCUAUUAUUUUGUGUGGGCAUCUGGUUAGGAUGCCUCCUGGACGCCUCCCCAGGAAGGUGUUUCAGGCAAGUCCUGCCGGUGUCGGUACAAGAUCUGCUCGGAUGCAAGAUCGGCUCGGGGUCCUUCGACUGCCGAUGACGUCAAAGUACGGCAAACCCACUUGGACAAAAUACACUACACAUCUAUACUGUUGGAAAGAAUUUAGCAAUUUCGUUGUUAAAAUAAUGUUUCUUACGAUGUAAGUUUGUGUUUAUAACGGUAUUUGUAAAAUAAAACACUAUAUUUUAUUCAUAAUGUUGAACUCCUCUUUGAGCACAUCCCUUGAAGGAUCAUAGGUAUUAGCAACACCUUUGAAAUUGUAUUUGCAGGAAAGAAGUGUGUCCCGUUUAUUGAAGUAUUUUGUGUUUAGAGUUUUUGACGUCUUGUUCAUGCGUAGUUCAGUUACGCUCAUAGCUGCUAGCCAAAACUCAGGAGUUAUUUCUGGCUUUACUAAAAUACCUGUCUGUACUUAUUUGAUUGAUGGUAGUUUUACUUUCUAUUAGACUCCAAAUGUAAUCAUUUGGCACGUUUCUAAUUCAUAAUUUGUAAUAAUGUAAUCUGUGAAAUUAGCAUUAGCAUUCCUAUGGGUUUUUCCACGUAUAUUAGCAUUGCGCUAACCACUCGCUGCCAAAUUGCAGCCUUUGCGAUUAGAAAAUCUCCUUUUGUCACAUCGCAAUUUAAUUGCACAUGAAAUUAAUCGUUCAGCCCUAAUAUACAUGCAGCUCUAUGCUAAAAGUGUAUUUUCAAAGAGGUAAUGAUGGAUUUCUUUGUAAAAGUCGUCCAUCUUUCCAACAGAAAAUGUGCCUGGACCAACGUAACGUGAUAACAACGUAACGUGAUUACGUAAUUCCGUAAGGUUCAUGUUCAGCCAAUCAACUACUUUGACGUCAUCGGCAGUCGACGGACCCCGAGCCGAUCUUGCACCCGAGCAGAUCCUGUACCAACACCGGCAGGAGGCCCCCUGGUCGUCCUAGGACACAUUGGAGAAAGUACAUCUCCGAACUGGUCCAGGAACGCCCUAAGGUCCUGCCGGAGGAGCUAGUGGAGGUGGCCGGGGAGAGGACGGUCCGGAACUCUAGUUAGGAUGCUGCCCCUGCGACCCGGACCGGUGUCCAAUAACUUAUCCACCACCAGACGACGUGACUUGUCUGCCUCUGAGUGACCUACUCAUAAGCCACGCACAUUAUAAGAUCCAACAUUUAUGUUCACAUAUUUCAGUUAAUUUUGCCUUCUGCCGGCACUAGGCUGAACUUCUGCCGUGCUAGCUGAGGCUACCGGGGCAGCGGGCUGCAGCGGCAGUUCACCCUCCGCACCAGACGUCUUAUUAAGACGUCGCCUGCUUGGCUCAAAGAAUCGGCGGGCAUAUGUCCCUGCUGGUCAAAGUUGUGGAUCAUACAUGUCGGAAACUUCGCCACACUCAGCACUGACCUGGAACGAACCAAAUCUGCCACUGCUGGAGUUGAUCUUCUGGCAGGUGACACGCCUCCUCGUCUCUCUGACAGGUAGGAUGCUAAAGUGUCUGCUUCCAGCGUGGGGGAGAUUCGAGUGGCGAAAACACUCACCAAUUUAGUUCUAAUCACUGGGAUGUUGUCUACUAUGGUUCCAGCUAUCCCAAUGUUUUUCUGCUGCUCCUUGGAUGUGCAGCCAUCCCUCCUCCUUCCCGCUGUGCGCCACGCUUUUGAGUCGCUCCUCUUUUCUCAGCGUUACUCCAGGAGGGGGACUGUGGCAAUUCACCCUCACCUCCUCCUCCUGGCUCGGUUGCUUGUCCCGCUGUAAGGUUCUCCUCACCACGAAACCGUACCGGUACCUCCAAAUCCUCCGGCUGCUUCGGUGGGUUGUGGGUGCCCUCCAGAAUUCUCAGCCUGUGAUCCACAACCGCCACGCCUGCACCGAGAUUAUCGCCCGCUUUUACCUGAGACUCCACCGCCGCCCUCAGGCACGCCAGCUCCCCGUUCAGCUUUUCCAUCCGGCUGAGUAGAGCCGACGCAUCCAAGUACCCGAACCCCACAGGAGGAAGCUCAUCCAAAUAAUGAGAGAUGAACCUGGGAAUGUUUUCACCACACUUGUUCAGCACUUUCAGACAAUCUUUGAUGUUGAGUCUUUUUGUUGGCCUUUAUGCCUGAUGUGACGCACAGAGGAACUACAUAGUUCAAACAGCAAGCGUUUGGAUUCUUCAACCCACUCCGACGAGAAAUUGUUUGAGACUAAAAACACAAAUUCAUCCUGGGAGAGAGUUCUCAUUUUGACAUCAAUAAAAUUUAGAAGUUCGUCGUCCACAAUUGUUUUUCCAUCUGCUGUCUUAUAUAUAAGGAUCUCGGAUUUUCCUUGAGAACCAGCAACUCCACCAGCUCCUCUGACACGCACAGCCACACCCGACGGCGACGCCAUGUCACCAAUCCAAAAAAAAAAAAAAAAACAUGAUAAUGACUGGUACUAAAAGCAAGUGAGACACGAGUUGACCAACACUUUCUUCCCUUUUAUAGGAUUUUGCUUCAGUUUUAGACUUUGGUGUUUCAGCACCAAUAUGCUACGGUUUGUUUCUGGCUUCUUGUUUAGCUUAGAAAGUGUUUUAGACAAUGUUCUCCAAAAAUGAACACCAGUCUGAGGCAAUAGUAAAAAUGAAUUCGAUGUCUAGUGACUGAACUGCUCCUAGGUUGUUCAUCCUCCUAAAUACAACUGGAUUAUCCUUUUGAGACUGAGGCAUUGUGGGUAGUUUGGCUGGGAGAAUGUUUGAGACGAGCCAGUUCUGCAUAGAUUAGAUUAACUGGUACCCAGUAUGGCCGUGUUUCGUCGGUUCUUUCGGGCCUUUAUUGGCUUCCAGUCAGGUACAGAAUUUAUUUAAAAGUUGUGUAACUUGUUUUUAAAUGCCAAAAUGGUCUUGCCCCACAAUAUUUGUCUGAGUUGUUGACUUCUCGUUGACUUCGGUUGGCUGAUCGUGGACUACUCGUGCCCCUGACAAAACGUAAGGGCAGAGCAGACCGAGCCUUGUGGGUGAUUGGUUCCAGGUUAUGGAACGCUCUGCCUAUAGAAGUAAAACAGGCAACUCGCCUGAAGAUUCACCUUUUUUUUAGCCUUCUAUUGAGUUGGUUGGUUUUUUACUGCGAUUUUUACAGGAUUGCUGCAAACUGUGUUAUUUCUCUCUUUUUUGUAUGUUGUUAUUGUACAGCACUGUGGUACACAUUGUUGUUUUUUAUUGGUGCUUUAUCAAUAAAUUGGAUUGGCUCUCACCUGAUGUAAGAUCUGAUUGGUUCCCAUUCUGAUCCAAACAUCCUGUGGUAGAAUGUGAAAUGUUAGUUGACAACUAUAUAGGCCAUAAAGAGAAAUGUGAUUUUUUUUCUUUUGUUUCCCAUAAGCACACUAAAAAUCUACAGCUGAUAACCUUUACUUAUUAUUACAGUCAUAUCGUCAUAUGCACGUCUACAAUAUAUGAUAUCCACAAGCAUGUGAGGAUGUGUUUCAGUGGCUAACAGGCACCAGAAUUUUACACUAUUAUGAACACUAACGCGAUACGUUCAGCCGUUGUCACUCGCAAGCUACAUAUAGGGAAAUCUGUCCGACUUAAACGCCAGCUUUUAGCCACUCCCCCUGUGGGGUCCGUCUGCUCUCAUCUCUUUUCCAAGCCUCAUCUCGAACAAGGCCAAUAACUCUGUUACCUAAACGUUUCCCAACAAUAACCAGACUCCUUGCAUGAGAUUUAUAAACAAAGUGGGACUCUUGUCUGUGACACCAAGCAGCUCAGCUAGCUCAGAGGGUGUUCUCUGCAGAGGCGUUAUGAUCCAAUCCUUUACAAGGGAACCAGAACUGGAUUGGAUAAAGUUUACCAGGACUGAACGUUUCAUUUAUUAUUUAUUUAGACUUAACAUUUAAUUUAUUGGUUGCUAUUGGUAUGUGAAGAGCAUUUCAAGCAAUAUUGCAAAAAUAUUUCCAGGAAACACCUCAUACUUCACCUUUAAUCAAUGUUU